This is a messenger RNA of Mya arenaria, 6786 nucleotides long. RefSeq names its product calcineurin B homologous protein 1-like. Bases 90 to 662 code for a protein of 190 amino acids. NCBI's taxonomy places the organism in Eukaryota, Metazoa, Mollusca, Bivalvia, Myida, Myidae. Gene Ontology annotation, molecular function: calcium ion binding. The transcript has 7 exons. The record is from RefSeq and is a predicted model, not a curated record.
GCCUACUUCCGGGUUCUGUCACAAGAUUUUGUUUUGUGUCUGUUUUUACUAAUAAAAUUCUUAGAACUGUGAUAAAACAUUUAGCCAGUAUGGGGAAUAAAUCUUCUAUGCAGCUUCAACAAGAAGAAAUUGAUGAAAUUCAAAAGGAAACAGGAUUUUCCCACAACCAGAUUGUUCGCCUCUUCAGCAGAUUCACAAGUCUAGACAAGAAUAACAACGGCUUCCUCAGUCGAGAAGACUUCCUGAGAAUUCCUGAGCUCGCUAUUAAUCCUCUGGGUGACAGAAUCGUGCACUCUUUCUUCUUAGAGAGCAAUGAAGAGACCGUAAACUUCAAGCAGUUUAUGAGCGUACUGGCCAGAUUCAGACCCACUAAGUCUAAUGAAAGCAAGAAUAAACUCAACACAAGGGAAGAAAAACUCAAAUUUGCUUUCAAAAUGUAUGACUUGGACAGUGAUGAGAAGAUCUCCCGAGACGAAUUGUUGGCCGUGUUACACAUGAUGGUCGGAGACAAUAUCUCAGAAGACCAGCUGAACAGCAUUGCUGAUAGAACUAUCACGGAGGCUGAUGAAGAUGGAGACAGCAUGAUCUCAUUUGUGGAGUUUAAAAAGGUUAUGGAGAGAGUGGACGUUGAGCAGAAGAUGAGUAUUCGAUUCCUGAACUAGACACCACAAAACACUGCAGCAUCAAUCCAGUUCCUGAACAAGACACUUCAAAACACUGCAGCAUGAAUCCAUUUUCUCAACAAGAGACCACAAAACACUGCAACAUGCUAAACAUUCUUAGAGUGACUCUUUUUAGCUCACCUGUCACGUAGUGACAAGGUGAGCUUUUGUGAUCACUCUUCGUCCGUCGUCCGUCCGUCCGUCCGUCCGUCCGUCCGUCCGUCCGUCCGUCCGUCCGUCCGUUCACAAUUGCUUGUGAACACAAUAGAGGUCACAAUUUUGACCUAAUCUUUAUGAAACUUGGUCAGACUGAUCAUCUCUAUAAAAUCUAGGUCAAGUUCGAUAUUGGGUCAUCUGGGGUCAAAAACUAGGUCACUAGGUCAAUUAGUAGAAAAACCUUGUGAACACAAUAGAGGUCACAAUUUUAGCCUAAUCUCAAUGCAACUUGGUCAGAAUGGUCAUCUCUAUAAAAUCUAGGUCAAGUACGAUAUUGGGUCAUCCGCGGUCAAUAAUUAGGUCACUAGGUCAAUUAGUAGAAAAACCUUGUGAACACAAUAGAGGUCACAAUUUUAGCCUAAUCUCAAUGCAACUUGGUCAGAAUGAUCAUCUCUAUAAAAUCUAGGUCAAGUUCGAUAUUGGGUCAUCCGCGGUCAACAACUAGGUCACUAGGUCAAUUAGUACAAAAACCUUGUGAACACAAUAGAGGUCACAAUUUUAGCCUCAUCUCAAUGCAACUUGGUCAGAAUAAUCAUCUCUAUAAAAUCUAGGUCAAGUUCGAUAUUGGGUCAUCCGCAGUCAAUAACUAGGUCACUAGGUCAAUUAUUAGAAAAACCUUGUGAACACAACAGAGGUCACAAUUUUGACCUAAUCUUUAUGAAACUUGGUCAGACUGAUCAUCUCUAUGAAAUCUAGGUCAAGUUCGAUAUUGGGUCAUCUGGGGUCAAAAACUAGGUCAGUAGGUCAAUUAGUAGAAAUACCUUGUGAACACAUUAGAGGUCACAAUUUUAGCCUAAUCUCAAUGCAACUUGGUCAGAAUGAUCAUCUCUAUAAAAUCUAGGUCAAGUUCGAUAUUGGGUCAUCCGCGGUCAAUAACUAGGUCACUAGGUCAAUUAGUAGAAAAACCUUGUGAACACAAUAGAGGUCACAAUUUUAGCCUAAUCUCAAUGCAAAUUGGUCAGAAUGAUCAUUGCUGUAAAAUGUAGGCCAAAUUUGAUAUUGGGUCAUUCACGGUCAAUAACUAGGUCACUAGGUCAAUUAGUACAAAAACCUUGUGAACACAAUAGAGGUCACAAUUUUAGCCUAAUCUCAAUGCAACUUGGUCAGAAUGAUCAUCUCUAUAAAAUCUAGGUCAAGUUCGAUAUUGGGUCAUCCGCGGUCAAUAACUAGGUCACUAGGUCAAUUAGUAGAAAAACCUUGUGAACACAAUAGAGGUCACAAUUUUAGCCUAAUCUCAAUGCAACUUGGUCAGAAUGAUCAUCGCUAUAAAAUGUAGGUCAAGUUUGAUAUUGGGUCAUUCACGGUCAAUAACUAGGUCACUAGGUCAAUUAGUACAAAAACCUUGUGAACACAAUAGAGGUCACAAUUUUAGCCUAAUCUCAAUGCAACUUGGUCAGAAUGAUCAUCUCUAUAAAAUCUAGGUCAAGUUCGAUAUUGGGUCAUCUGCGGUCAAUAACUAGGUCACUAGGUCAAUUAGUACAAAAACCUUGUGAACACAAUAGAGGUCACAAUUUUAGGCUAAUCUUAAUGCAACUUGGUCAGAAUGAUUAUCUCUAUAAAAUCUGGGUCAAGUUCGAUAUUGGGUCAUACGCAGUCAAUAACUAGGUCACUAGGUCAAUUAUUAGAAAAACCUUGUGAACAAAAUAGAGGUCACAAUUUUAGCCUUAUCUUAAUGAAACUUGGUCAGUUAUUGACCGUGAAUGACCCAAUAUUGAACUUGACCUAUAUUUUUCUAGAGAUGAUCAUUCUGACCAAGUUGAAUUGAGUUAAGCCUAAAAUUGUGACCUCUAUUGUGUUCACAAGGUUUUUCUACUAAUUGACUGGCCUCUAGGGGCCAUACUUUUCAUUGGAUCUUUAUGAUAAUAGGUCAGAAUGUUCACUUUAUUUAGCAAAGCUACAGGUGAGCGAUACAGGGCCAUCAUGGCCCUCUUGUUGAACGUGUGAUCAUCUAGUUUGUAUGAACAGAAUUCAUGGCAAACUACAUGUACAUAAAAGUUUCAGUAAAGCUUAUGUCGAAUGCAUUUAACUAUCCUGUCACAAAACUUAAUAUGUGUUAUUAUUGUUAAGGUACUAAUUAUUCAUUCACUCAGCACUAACUAUUUAUUAUUAUAUUUAAACAGGAAUUAGGCUAUUUAUAUAUUAUGAUGUAUUAUAUUUAUGAAACACACACUUCUACAUGUAAUGCUUUUAGCACGCCAUGACUUGACCUGUGUCAUAAUACUAACAGCAGCUGGUUUGCUUUAAUCUGAUGGUUAUCUUUUAACUUUUAUUGGGGUGUUUUGGGUAUGUGUGAAUGACAAACCAAGUUUGUAAAUUACAAUUUUUAUUGACUGAGCGGUUUUGGAUUGAAAAUAUAAGAAAAUGAACAAAUUUCGGACCAAAUUUUUUAACCGUUUUUCUGUUACUGAAAUUAGUCUGACGUAGUCAAAAUUGGUCCAGACCAGCAAAUUGUCAGUUUUUAGAAGCCCUGCAUAUUAGUAUACAAUCUAAUAUCAUAAAGGAUUUUCAUUUGAUUGCUAGUGCUGUAAAUAAAGUAUGUAUAUUUUUCACUAAAAAUUAAUCUUUUUUUAAGAAUUUUGAGUGGGAAAAAAGCAAUAAAAGCUGUAACCUUACAGUUUAAUUAAAUGUUGUUGCUUUUUUGAAAAUUAAAAAAGUUACCUGUUGUUUCAAAAUAGUCUGUUUCAAAAGAAACAGCGUGAUUUAAGAAAUAAAUUGGAGUUAAUGUUUAAUUACUCAAAGACAUGGCACUUCCAAACAGAUAGAACUGGUAGUUUUCUUUACUUUAAAUAUAUGCAAAGGUUUAAGAAUCCACUUUUCUCCCACCUCAGAUAAGUAGAUCCAUUAAUUUAACCAUGCUAGAAAUUCUUAUCUUGCCCACGGGCGAAGAUAAAAUGCCCAUAUGGAACUUCUUUUUAUGGUCACCACAUUGUAAUUACCUCCCUUGUUGAAGACUGUCGUCUGUAGCGCAUCAUGGAAACCUUGUCUUGUGGCAAUAUUUAGAACGCUAGUUAAUCAUUUCUCGCUUCAAAUGACAACCACGAAUUAUCGCAUAUCCGUACGCAAUUGUUUUCUCUAAGCACAAAAGAGUUCCAGCAAAAAAAUACAUUUUUACUUAAUUUUGUUUAAAUGAGGUGGGAGAAAAAGCAUCUACCAUAGCCGCUCGUGUAAGAUAGGUUCAUCCCGACCCUCGUGCAGGGUGUUUUGCGGAAACUCGGUAAACCUCGUUUCUGCAAAACACCCUACUCUCGGCCAUGGAAGAUACUUAUAAUCUUGAUAGCAAUUAUAUUGGAUAGGAAAUAACAUGACCUACUUGCAUAUACAAUAUAUUAGCAAUAUAUACAGCAAAUAUGACAUAUGUUAUCAUUACAAUACAUAUGAGCAUUUAAAUAUAAGUACAUGUUUGUUUAUUUCUUUUGAUGUACUUUUGAAAAUAUGUUUCCUUGAUUAAACGGGUAUAGUUAGUUUUGUUGUAUGUUAUGUGUAAAAGAUCUAGUAUUUUUGUCAUGUUUAUAAGGGGCCGAUUGCUCCGAACUUUGUUAGAGUUAACAAUGUGAUUAACAACAUCGUUGUUAACUUUUAAAGGAAAAUAUUUACGAUGUGCUAAAAUAUUUAAAUAUGAACAAUUACAGCUGAAACAGUUGUCUGAAAUCUUGUUAAAAAUACAGUAGAUCACAAAUGGAUCCAUUAAAUUUUCAGAGCAGGAAUUAUUUGAAAGUUAACAAAAAUGGGGUUAACAAUGUUGUGAGCUUUAACAUAGAUCAGACUAUCGGCCAAAUGUGUAUUAUAUUAGGAGGUACAUGUACUCCUUAAAGUUUUACUUGUAUUUGAAACUUCAUUCGGAACUUCUCCACCAUUUUAAUCGAAAACAACCUCGGACGUAUUCCGGUACAUUAGUAGAAGUAGUUUGUAAAAUUUUGAAUUAUGUCAUUAACUAAAUGUGGUGUUUUUACGUGCAUUUGUAUUAUCUAAGUUUAAAUUGAUUGCCAGUGAAAUGUAUUAUUGCAAACAUAAUUAAGAUUUCCAAGAGUCAAGUCAUUAAGUUUAACUGCUAAAUUAAAUUACUACACAAUCUACUUGCAGGUGACUUAAAAAGACCUUAUUUCUGACAUUGUAAACCGUCCAUAUUCAUCCAAGGUUGUUUUUUAUAAAAAUUGCCGAGGAGUUACAAAUGUUUGAAACUUGAUUCUAAUACGGCCAUAUUGCAGGAUCUCUGAAACAAAAACAAAUAUUUAGAAAAUUAUUGUUAUGAAUAGGUUAAUUAAAAUAUAGAAAAUGGUUUAAAACACUUGGUUAUGAAAAAUAUUAUAUUAUUAUAAAUAUACAGAUGAAGGUUUUUAUUUCAUCAAGGGAAAUAUAUAGGUCAAAUAGAUUAUACAAGUUCUUACACUCAUAAUGCAUAUUGAUGUCAGCAAGUAAUAUUAUAUGAAAUCCAACUGUCACUGAUUUACUCAGAAUUUAUUAUUUACAUGUGUUUGUGAUGGAAACCGUCUGCCAUUUUUUGGCAUACAUGUAACAUUGACAGGCUUUAUAUUUUGCGAAAAAAAUCAUAUUCUUUUUAGAUCUCAACUUUUCUUGACAAGGAGUUUACAUCGUAUUCCAUUCCAUUGAGAAUGAGGUUGGCUUUGUUUAAAAAAAGGUGCUUUUUAUCAUUUAUAAUUUAUAUGCUAAACCAGUUAAUGUUUACCCAGUUUUGAUAAGCUUUUUUAUUCAUGACACAUUUAAUUCUGUCACCAGAAAAGCAUGGCAGACACUUAAGUUUAAAUUUGUCCAUUGUUGUCAUUGUAGCAGGGGUUCUAAAGUUCCGGAUUAAUCCUGAAAUCCAUCGUUGGAUACCCCCGAUACACACUACGCUAUGCUUCGUUGUGUACCAUUGGCAAUUUGGCUAGGAAAAUCUCAUAAUCAUGAAUAAUUAAUGAGGCAGUUUCAUUGGUUCCACAAAGUACCAGAUGCUUUACGAUAGAAAAAUAUUCUGGCGAAUGCCGGAGUUGAACCGGGUCCGCCUUCUCGGUACAAUAAUACUUGGCAGCAGUCAUGACCAGACGGCCACGGAGACUACUGAAACUGUAAAGUUAUUGAACAAUAUUUGAGUGUAACAUGCAAAUUCAUUUGAAGAAGAGUUGUCUCUCCUGCCUCAUGCAUAUUCAUUAAAACGAGAGUAUUAGUCAAUUGUCCCACGGUAUGUAUGAAGUGUAAUGGAAGAAAGUAACCGUGGUUGCCAACAAUGCCUGAAAUCAGGAUUAAAAACUUCUGAUAAUUGUACAGUUGUAAAAAUUGUUGUCCAACAUUUGCAUUAAAAGCAGUAUGUAAUACCUUGAAAUGAAUAAAGAUGACUUUGGAAACAAUUUCUAAAAGGUGUCUAAGCCCCUUUACCCUCAGUUGGGCAUGACUCCCUUUAUACUCAAAACAGACCCCAGGCUGUUUUUUUUUCAGGAUUGACAUUUAACACUGUUAGAACCCCUGUUGUAGACCACAUUGUCAGUGUCACACUUUAUAUACGCAGUACUUUUUGAACAACUUGGUAUAGAGCCUUCAAUCUUGCGUUGUACUGUGGUCAUUAUGUCAUUAGUUCACCCCUAUUGGUUUUUGGGGUCAAAGGUCAUUGUUGCCUAAAAAAAUGAGCACAUGUUUCCGAUGAAUAUUUUUGAACAACUUGGUUUAAAAUUUUCAAACUUGGUAUUGGCCAUUUGCUAUGGUCAGUAGGUGACCCCUAUUUAUUUAAAGGUCAAAGGUCAAGGACAUGGUCUUAAUAGAAAUAUUAUUGGUUUUCUAGGCAGGCAACAUAUCUGAUGCACGGAAAUCAAGUUUAUUUUUGUGAUAGCAAUUGAUGAACUCUUUUAAAUUGUAAAUGAGCACUUUAUCAAUUGUCUUGUUGAAAAAUGUUUGCAAAAUAAAAUUUGGUGAAGUGAAA